Choloepus didactylus (southern two-toed sloth) is the source of this 1880-nucleotide messenger RNA. RefSeq names its product vimentin type intermediate filament associated coiled-coil protein (gene VMAC). Gene Ontology annotation, cellular component: type III intermediate filament. Lineage: Eukaryota; Metazoa; Chordata; Mammalia; Pilosa; Megalonychidae. The record is from RefSeq and is a predicted model, not a curated record. The transcript has 2 exons. Bases 22 to 516 code for a protein of 164 amino acids.
GCCUUGACCGCGGCGGGGGCCAUGUCGGCGCCGCCCGCCCUGCAGAUCCGCGAGGCAAACGCUCACCUGGCGGCCGUGCACCGGCGUGCGGCGGAGCUGGAGGCGCGGCUGGACGCGGCGGAGCGCACGGUGCGCGCUCAGGCCGAGCGCCUGGCCCGCCACGACCAGCAGCUGCGUGCCGCCCUGGAGGAGCUCGGCCGCUCCAAGGACCGCGAGAUCGCCGCUCUCCGGGAACAGCUGCUGACCUCCGAGGCUGCUGUCCACAGCCUGCAGGCCGCCGUGCAGCAGAAAGACGAGCUCAUUCGGCAGUUGCAGCCCCGGGCCGAGAUGCUGCAGGACAUCUGUCGCCACCGGCCGCCCUUGGCUGGGUUGCUGGCUGCCCUGGCUGAGGCCGAGCGCCUGGGGCCCCUGCUGGCCAGUGACCCUGGAGGGCCCGGUCCACCUCUUGCCAACAGCCUUGGGGAGGAGGGUGGCAGGGACCACCUCCAGCCUGUGGGGUUCGGGACCACAGUGUGAGCACAGAUUCCAGAAUGGACACAGAGGGUUCCUGGCCACAAGCAGAUGCUUAGAACAGACGGAAGUAUUUUUAAACUUUGAAUCAACUACCCUCAUUGAAAAACUGGCAGCACUUACACAAAAGCCUGGAUUUCUAGCUUCAGAUUUGACCACGCUUGCCUGGAUCUGAGCUGAGGCUUUCUUACCUCUCAGGUCUGCCCCAAAGCAUCUGAGUUUGAGAUCUCUCUCUCUCUCUCUCUGGUGGGUCUGAUGGUUUCAAGUUCCAAGUAUUUUAGCUUUUCUCACCUUUUUCUUUCCUUCCCUGAUUCUUGUUCCCACUGUAUUUCCCCAUCAUUGCUGACCUUUUAUCCCAGACCAGAAUUGGGAGCCUCGAAUGUGAUGUCCUUUUGCAUCGAUUGAAAGUGGAUUUUUGAAUCCUGUAAUAUGUUUUUUUCUUAAUUCUGUCCUUCCCUCCACCUUUUACCCAGAAAGAAGAGUGGGUCAGGCACGGCUCAGGGCUGCUGAAAUGCUGGGAACACUCUGACACAGCCCUUAACCUUUUCCUGAUGGCGGCCUGCCUCAGGGCCUUUGCGCUGGCUGUUCCCUCUGCCUGGAAUGCUCUUCUGAGAUUUCCAUGUGGCUGGUUCCUUGUCCCUCAGGGCUGUCCCUCAAAUGCCACCUCCUCAAAGAGGCCUUCCCUGACCCCCUCAUCUGAAAUACUCCCUCAUUCCCAUUUUCUUUAUGGAACGUCUUACCAUCAUCCAUCUUGCCCAUCCGAGUGUAAGCUCUGAGAGGGCAGGGAUUUGUCUCUGUCUUGUUCUCUGCUUUGUCCCUGGGGCCUUGGAACUGCCUGGCACAUCCCAGGGGACCCAGUGGGAAGGGGAAGGAUCUCUGGAUCCUGUAGGGAGCCAGAGGACCCCCCAAUACAGCUGAUGAAGCCUUUGGCUGGUCUAGCUUUUGUGGCAAGCAGCCGUCUCUUUUCUACAUCCUCUAGAGAAUCUAUUUUUUUUAAACUCCUUGUUUCUACCUGGUUCUCCUUGACCCGAGACAUUAAUAAGGGUGCUUUGCUUUCCAUCAAGCUGAGGAGAGAAUCUCCUUGCCUUUCUCUGCCCAGCCUCACGGGCAGCCCUGCUUCCUCACUCAGGGAACCGUCACAGCAGAAAUAGCUGAGGGGCAGGGCCUGUGACAGCCUGGAAAGGUCAGUGGCCGUCCCCACCUUGGGACGGAGCCACCUGCCCGCCUGGCGUCUCACAAAUGCUCCCUCAGUGAGCUAACAACGGCCCCAUUUUCUCCUCUGGGUGGAUGAGCGGAGGGGAGCCUGUUUGUACGAGGGGAAGGCAGGCUGGGGCCUGUCUGUGCUCAAGAAUAAACCGGAUGGUUUUUCA